Messenger RNA from Scatophagus argus, 2036 nucleotides. RefSeq names its product e2f-associated phosphoprotein (gene eapp). Gene Ontology annotation, biological process: positive regulation of cell population proliferation. NCBI's taxonomy places the organism in Eukaryota, Metazoa, Chordata, Actinopteri, Scatophagidae. Gene Ontology annotation, cellular component: nucleus. The transcript is spliced from 6 exons. The coding region runs from base 106 to 1014 and encodes 302 amino acids. The record is from RefSeq and is a predicted model, not a curated record.
CCACUUCCGUUUAAUGAAACUAAAGAAGAGCAAGCGGAACAAAUCAAAGCACUUGUCGCUUGUUGCUAAUUCGCUAGCUGCUCAUGUUGUUGUGAAACUGCUGAGAUGAACAAAAUGUCUCAGUCAGAGGAGUUUGACUCGUAUGAGAUCGAGGAGCCGAGCGACGAGGAGCGAGCGAGCAGCAGUUCAGAGGAUGAGCUGGACGUGCUGCUGAACGGGACUCCUGAUCAGAAGAAAAAGCUGAUCAGAGAGUACCUGACGGGGGAGAGCGAGUCUUCCAGCGGGGAUGAGUUUGAGAAGGAGAUGGAGGCGGAGCUCAGCUCCACCAUGAGGACCAUGGAGGGAAGCUGGGGACCACCGACAGCAGCAGAAACCUCAGGAAACCGAGGAGGCGGCGGUCCAGGACUUCCUAACCCCCGGAUGUAUGAUGAGGUGUACUUUGACUCUGACUCAGAGGAGGAGGACGCACCAAGCAGCUCCACUGGCCGGAGGCAGAGACAGCGGACCAUACCGACCAAUGAUGAGCUGCUGUAUGACCCUGAUGAGGACGAAAGGGAUCAGGCUUGGGUUGAUGCCAAGAGGACACAGUACAGGUACAGCAGGAAACGACCAUCUGCAGCGUCUCGGUCGCAGCCUCGUCAGCCUCAGGGUUUACCCAGCAGCGAUGCCGUCCUCAACUGUCCGGCCUGCAUGACGACACUCUGCCUGGACUGUCAGAGGCAUGAAAAGUACCGGACUCAGUAUCGAGCCAUGUUCGUCAUGAACUGCACCGUGAAGAGAGACGAGGUCUUACGAUACAAAGCCCAGUGGGACAGGAAGCAGAGGAACAGGAAGAGGAGGAAGGGACAGAAAACAGAAACACCACUGGACGAGACUCCCGACCCGACGCCGGCGGGGAUGGACGCUGACGAGGUUUACCACCCGGUUCAGUGCUCUGAGUGCUCCACGGAGGUGGCCGUGUUCGAUAAAGAUGAGGUCUACCACUUCUUCAACAUCCUGGCCAGCCACUGCUGAGACAGACCAGCAGACUGAUUUCAGAGUUUUUAUCUCUGGUGCUUCACCUCACAGCAGCGUUCAGACUGACGAAGAAGAAGUUGGCUGACUGCUUCUUCAGUGUCCUGACUGAGAGGGAAGAAUCCGACUGUGGUCACUCUCAGUCCAUUGAUCAGUCGACCAAAAUCGGUUCAUAAACACUCCACAGCGAUCACAUGGUCAUUGCGCUGGAGUGUCAGCAGCACGUCGUCUGUCUGUGAAAAAAUAUCUUUCAAAAACUGGACUUUUGACACAGAAAAUCUGCUUGUUGCUGUUUGGAUGUCAUCAGUGCUGCUACUGUGUUGCAUACACAGGAGCCUGAACUCUGAGAAGAAACACGUUUUACCUGGACGCAUCACAUACAUUUUUGUUAAGGUUUCCUGUUAAUGCUUCCUCAUAAAGGGACAAUUCACCACAAAAUCCUCUCACCUGUAGUCUGGAUAGUUUUCGAGAUAUUGGCUGUAGAGAUGUCUGCCUUCUCUUGCACAUGAGGGAACUAGAUGGCGCAGAAAUCAUGACCCUUUUACUCAGGAUGAUCCACAGACCUUGUUGUGAACAUUUUUAUGUAGGAACUUUUUUUUUCUUUCCGUAUCACCACGCAGCCAGCUAAUGUUACAAUUCAGCUGAGGAGGACGCCAUUAAGGUUUCCAUCCUGCCCUGUCAUGAGCACAAGCCUCUUGUCCUUGAGUGGAUGCAAAAGAGAACAGUUUCCUUUACACAGUUUCUUCCAAUGAUCAAUAAAAUGUAAAGUAUUUCUGAUUCUGAAAUCCAAACAGUCUAGGUGGAUAUAUAGUGCUACAGGUUAAUAGGAAUUUUUUUGAUUUUGGGGUGAACUAGCCCUUUAACUCCUGUAUGGAGCAUUCGUAAUUGUAAUAUACAUAAACACACUAUUAACAGGUUAAAGUGUGUAUUAAUGUAUCACAUCUGUGACACUGUUGUAAUGCUAUGAAAUGUGUUUUCAAAGUUUACUUUAAUAAACACCUAAAUAUCUGCGUACAACCACA